UCCAUGUUUCUCAGAUAAACAAAGAGAAAUCAAGGUCUGAGAAGAAAUGGAAGGUGAAUUUGGCAACUUCAUUCAGUCGAUCAGGGUAUAUAUCCAUGCCAUUGUUAAUCUUUCCUUGGAGAAAGACUAAUCGAUCAACAAUGGGAAAUUGUCAUUGCCUCUCAUCUUCAGCUAAGAACGUCAAGGCGAAUCCGAUCGAUACCACAUUCAAGCUUCCCUCUCCAUUACCCGCUUGGCCAUCUGGUGGUGGAUUCGCUAAUGGAAUCAUAAAUCUAGGAGGAUUACAAGUAUGUCAGAUUUCAUCUUUCAACAAAGUCUGGGCAAGCCAUGAGGGAGGACCAGACAACCUUGGGGCAACCUUCUUCGAACCUUCACCCCUACCCCAAGGAUUCUAUAUGCUCGGCUGCUACUGCCAACCCAACAAUACAUCCCUCUUCGGAUGGGCCCUUGCCGCCAAAGCCGAAGCCGAAGAUCAAUCUCCGGCUUUACAGCGACCAGUUGAUUACACUCUGGUAUGGAGCAGCGAGUCGGUGAAGAUGAAGAAAGAUGGUGAUGGAUACCUCUGGUUACCAACUGCCCCGGAGGGCUAUGCUGCCUUAGGCCAUGUUGUCACUAGCUCUCCCGAGAAGCCUUCCCUUGAUAAAAUCAGGUGUGUUCGAUCCGACCUAACAGACCAGUGUGAAGCAAACUCAUGGAUAUGGGGACCCCCUGGUGCCUCCGUUGAUGGGUUCAAUGUGUACAGCCUUACUCCCAUUGAUAGAGGCAUCCUAGCUACAGGCGUCCCAGUUGGCACAUUCCUAGCCCGAAAUGGAAAAGCGUCUCCCAAAGAUAGUAAUAUAGCUUGUUUGAAGAACACUAACACCCAAUCGAAUACUUAUAUGCCAAACAAAAGCCAAAUUGAUGCAUUACUUCAAGCUUACGCUCCAUUCAUAUACUUCCAUCCUGAUGAAGUAUACCUCCCUUCAUCUGUGUCUUGGUUUUUCACAAAUGGGGCACUUCUGUAUGAAAAAGAUCAUAUACAAAAUCCCGUUUCGAUCAAACCCACCGGCUCUAACCUUCCACAAGGUGGCUCGAAUGAUGGAGCCUAUUGGUUGGACCUUCCGGUCGAGCAAGGCGCCAAAGAUAGAGUGAAGAAGGGAGAUCUCCCAGAUGCCGAGUCCAAUUUACACAUAAAACCUAUGUUAGGCUCAACAUUUACUGACAUUGCUAUUUGGAUCUUCUACCCUUUCAAUGGCCCUGCAAGAGCCAAAGUACAGUUCUUCAAUAUUUCAUUGGGGAAGAUAGGUGAACAUGUUGGUGACUGGGAGCAUGUUACAUUAAGAAUCAGCAAUUUCACUGGCCAACUCUGGAGUGUCUACUUCUCCCAACACAGUAAGGGAGUAUGGGUUGACGCUUCUGGACUUGAAUUUCAAGAUGGUAACAAACCGGUGACCUAUGCAUCUUUGCAUGGCCAUGCCUUUUAUCCCAAGGCAGGACUUGUUUUGCAAGGGAGUGGAGGCAUAGGAAUAAGGAAUGAUACAGCAAAGAGUAAAAUGGUAAUGGACACUGGACUAAGGCCUUCGAUAAUGGCAGCCGAGUAUCUGGGCGACGCUGUCAUUGAACCACCAUGGCUCAAUUAUUGCAGGAAAUGGGGUCCGAAAAUUAGCUAUCAAAUUUCGGAUGAAAUAAAAAAGGUAGAGAAGCUGUUACCUGGACCACUCAAGAGUGCUUUUGAUAAGUUUAUCAGAAGUAUACCAGAUGAAGUAUUGGGAGAAGAAGGGCCUACAGGUCCAAAGCUGAAGAAUAACUGGAAUGGAGAUGAAGCUGUUUGAAGGUUUAGUAGCUAAUCCAUGUGUUUAGAUACGAUCGGAUAUAUAAGACUGAAAUUCUUAAUAUACAUACUAUGGAAAAGUAUAUCCAACAUAUUUAAUACAAAGAAUAAAUAUAGAAUGCAGUGUUCAUUUGUUCAUGACAAUAUAGAAGGGGUGAGAAAUUGAAAUUCAGAUCAGUGUGCAAGAGUCACUCAAUUCCUGAAUGACAGAAACA
Argentina anserina (silverweed cinquefoil) is the source of this 2025-nucleotide messenger RNA. RefSeq lists its product as hypothetical. Lineage: Eukaryota; Viridiplantae; Streptophyta; Magnoliopsida; Rosales; Rosaceae. The record is from RefSeq and is a predicted model, not a curated record. The coding region runs from base 96 to 1811 and encodes 571 amino acids. The transcript has 3 exons.